CUGGCGAUCGUGUGCUGGCUGGCUGGCUGGCUGGCUGGCUUGCCCGGAGAACCGUUCUGGCUUGCCCACACGCUGGUGGGGCAUUUACGUUUCAGAACGUUAUCAGGCACUCGUUCUUCUGCUGUGGGUUGUUAUCAGCCACGUUUCGUCAGGCUCGUCCCGCUCUUCCUGUAGUUAUCUCGCUUGCUUCCAUGGAAAUGUUAUACGUACGGUCCAGUGCAGACGAAAAGAGAAACAAAAUAACACACCGAGCAUCGUGCAACCAUGCAUCGGUUCGUGCGCUUGUGAACGCAGCCAGCCUUUCGGAUGCUGUACCAACCCCAGCGACCAAGUUAGUCGCUGACUGAACGCGAACAGCUUCACUCGGCAGGGCAGAGUCAACGGCAAGAAAAGCCACCAGAGCGUACGCACGGUGCUCCUCUGUGCUUAAUGUAGCGUUGUAGUUUGGCCAGGUGUAUUCGUCGGUACUGCGUUUAAAGCGUUCUGUGCAAUUGAAUAUUGUGAAUUGUGCUUCCACUAUCACGGGUGACAGUGUACUACCCAAAGGCAAUCGAGCGCCAACGACGACACAGCUACAAAAGUGGCCACCGGGAGCGAUGUUUAGAUUUCAUUCACCGUGCUCAUUUACUCUGCUGUGUGCGAUCGCACUAGUGGCCGUACUUAUCAGGUCGACGCAGAGCUGCGAUCUGGACCAAACGCAACAGGGAUGCCGGAUAGAUAACGGUCAGUGCACUUGUGCGUUUGGCUGCAAAUCGGAAUUUCGCUACGCCACCAAGAAGGAGUGCCAGGAUGCAUUGAAGGGACGCUCCAGUGACAUCUGCAACCGACAGCCAUGCAUGAACGGGGGUACGUGCACGCAAGUAACGACAAUGCCACAGUACAAGUGUCGCUGCGAAGGAACCGGCUACUGGGGUAACCGAUGUCACCGAAUGUGCCCUAAACCCGACCAGCUGCCCCCGGGCACCAAGUUCCCUCACGAGUGUGUCGUUAUUUAGAUACUGGCUUUUGAUUUCGUUCCUCCGUCACAUAGUUAGAUCCAAUUACAUCAGUAUACGUAUAAGUCGAAUCUCUACCAGGAAAGGGGCGCGAAAGAGAGACGGAUUUAGUACAAUGAAAAGAGUAGCAAAGUGUUUGUUUAUCACUAACCCUGCACGCCCGUUUCUACCAAACUUAUAACCAUACUGUACCCUUGUAUGUGUCGCGCGGCACACUCUACACGCGGCAUCAUUUGUUACGACGAACCCAUGACGAUAAUACGCAUUGAUAAGCCUUUGCUUACCCACAUCAUAUGGGCACCCCUUUCACACUACCUACAGCAGCCGCAAACAGAUGAAAUAGCACUGUAAUGCACGAAGCGGUUAGGACGGACGGAGUGCCUAUAAAGCAAAUGUAAUAUCUGUACGUACUGGUGAAUGAUACAGAACACUGAUCUAGAACCAUUUGAUAAAAACAACAACAACAAAGUCCCUCGCACCAAACACUACUCUAGCAAAUACGACGAACAGUUUGAAUCAAACUAGCUCUUAGACAAUAUUGUUUCACAAUAAAGUUCUAUUUUCAAUAAAUUUGUUGAAUUGAAAAA
Molecule: messenger RNA, 1582 nt
Organism: Anopheles gambiae (African malaria mosquito)
Lineage: Eukaryota; Metazoa; Arthropoda; Insecta; Diptera; Culicidae
Product: neurogenic locus notch homolog protein 1
Exons: 4
Coding region: 597-995 (132 amino acids)
Source: RefSeq, a predicted model, not a curated record